AUGGAGGAAACUGGAAUGUUAAACGGUGCACCCGUUCGUCAAGAUAGCAACAAACUUUGGCAAUACUUCGCUGCGACUUCCGCAUGCUUAUUGGCAUUGGGUGCUGGUACAGUAAUGGCAUGGACAGCACCAGUACUGCCACUUCUUUACGAGUCCGACAGUUGGUUGGUGUUGUCAAAAGAUGAAGGUUCUUGGGUUGGUUCUUUAUGUGCAUUAGGUGCAAUGAUAGGUGCAUUACCAGCUGGAAAAAUGGCGGACAUGUUGGGACGAAAAAAAUCUCUGAUGUUAUUGGCAGUGCCAUUUAUAAUAUCUUGGCUGAUAAUAGUUGCAGCAUCGCGUGUUUGGAUGUUGUACCUUGCCAGAUUUAUCGUAGGAAUAAGUAUAGGUGCUACUUGCGUAUUGGUACCAACUUAUAUAUCUGAAGUUGCUGAAACAUCUACCCGAGGUACAUUGGGUGCUUUCUUUCAAUUAUUUUUAACGAUGGGUAUACUAUUGGUCAAUGUAUUGGGAUCUUUCGUUAAUUACACGACAUUGUCUGUCAUCUGUGGACUCGUUGAAGUUGCCUUUUUGACAACAUUCUUUUGGAUGCCUGAAUCACCUCAAUGGCUAGUGAGUAAAGAAAGAAAACCAGAGGCUGAAGUAGCGAUGAAAGUACUCAGAGGUAAUUCAUACAAUCCAAGCGAAGAGAUAACGAUAAUACAAAGAGCAAAAGACGAAUCGAAUUCUAGAAAAUCAUCAAUUUUUGAUAUUUUUCGUACGGCCGGUUCUAGAAGGGCAUUUAUGUGUUCUUGCGGUGGUAUGAUAUUUCAACAACUAUCAGGAGUAAACGCAGUUAUUUUCAACACUUUAGAAAUUUUUCAAGCAGCCGGUAGUUCUUUACCGUCCGAUGUUGCUGCCAUUAUCGUAUCAUUAGUUCAGGUUGUAAUGUCCGGUGCAGCAGCAGCGAUCGUUGACCGUGCUGGUAGAAAACCAUUGCUCAUGUUGUCAUCAGGAUUUUUAGCAAUUUGUCUCAUAGCAUUAGGCAUUUAUUUUAAAAAACAAAAUGACGGUGAUGACGUUAGUUCAUUAGGUUGGUUGCCAUUAGUUUCACUAACACUUUUCAUGGUCGCCUUUUCUAUUGGGUUGGGCCCAGUACCUUGGAUGUUAACCGCUGAAUUAUUCACUGCCGAAUUAAAAGGAAUUGCUUCUGGCAUAGCUGUUACCUUAAAUUGGUUUUUGGUAUUUUGCGUGACGAAACUUUUUCCAUCGAUGACCGAAUCAUUAGGAAUGGGCGGAACAUUUUGGUUUUUCGCUGUUAUCAUGGGAAUAGCCACCGUUUUAACGUUUUUCUUUUUGCCCGAAACCAAAGGGAAAACUAUUCAAGAAAUUCAAGACGAAUUAAAUGGAAUUUGAAUUUUA
This is a messenger RNA of Polistes dominula (European paper wasp), 1398 nucleotides long. Its product is annotated as facilitated trehalose transporter Tret1. Gene Ontology annotation, cellular component: membrane. The record is from RefSeq and is a predicted model, not a curated record. Gene Ontology annotation, molecular function: sugar transmembrane transporter activity. NCBI's taxonomy places the organism in Eukaryota, Metazoa, Arthropoda, Insecta, Hymenoptera, Vespidae. Gene Ontology annotation, biological process: transmembrane transport; carbohydrate transport.